This is a messenger RNA of Alternaria rosae, 1142 nucleotides long. Its product is annotated as casein kinase substrate phosphoprotein PP28-domain-containing protein. The transcript has 2 exons. The record is from RefSeq and is a predicted model, not a curated record. Gene Ontology annotation, cellular component: cytosol. Lineage: Eukaryota; Fungi; Ascomycota; Dothideomycetes; Pleosporales; Pleosporaceae. Gene Ontology annotation, molecular function: RNA binding. The coding region runs from base 82 to 837 and encodes 251 amino acids.
GAUUAGCAUACAGACUCGACCUGCAAGCAGUCUCGAUACCGAACACGUUCCACUUCUACACAAACAACUCAGACACACAACAUGUCUUCAGCAGGACGUGGUCGCGGCGGCAAGUUCAACAAGGUCAAGCGCGGAGGCGGCAAGAAGUUCUCACGCGACCUACAACCGCUGAACGCAGAUGGCGAGGUCGUUGGCAUGUGGGGUGAACAACCCGACAAGGUUGACGAAGAGUCUUCCGAAGAGGAAGAAUCCUCCGAGGAAGAGUCCGGCGACGAGGAUGGCAAGCCCGCACAAGAAGAGUUGACGCGCGAGCAGCGUCGUGAACUCGCAAAGAAGCGCAAGGCGGCCGCGAUCGCGAAGAAGUCACAGAAGACCCCCGAGGCAGGCGACAUGCCCACCGACUCCUCCGAAGAGGAAGACGACGAUAUGCCCGCGAACCCAAACCACACUGCGAAAGCACGUACACAAGCCGCAAAGGCACCCGUCGACCCAGACGCGGAGCCCGCUGCUGCUGCUGCUAAGGGCAAAGGCAAGCAGCAAGACCUGUCUCAGCUCUCCCGCCGCGAGCGUGAGGCUCUCCAGGCACAAGCCAGCAAGGACCGAUACGAUAAACUACACGCUGAGGGCAAGACCGAGCAGGCUCGUGCCGACCUAGAGCGCUUAAAGCUGGUCCGCGAGCGUAGGGAUGCUGAGGCGGCGCGGAAGAAGGCUGAGGCCGAGGAACGUGCUGAGCUGGAAAAGGAGAAGAAGGAGCUCAUGGAUCGCGAGAACAGGCGGCGGGAGCAGGCCAAGGGCAAGGCGGACCGUCUUGCUAAGGGCGGCAAGAAGAAGGCCUAAGUCUGACGGACAUUGUUAGGCUUGGAGCUUUCGCGACGUUACCAGUUACCUCUGCGACGCCCGAAUGCCAGUGUAUGUGUGCGAACGCACUCCGUUCCACGCUUCCGGUUUGCAUGGUUGGCGUACGGCGUAGCCACUUCGAGCUACUGGUCGAUGCUCAUGAUGCGAUGAUAGAAUCGAGUACAGGACGGCGGCAUGGUGUAUACCAUGUAGCCUGCUGGAUGUUCCAAAGAAGAAACAAGUGUGAUCCGAGUUCACGAACCACGAACACCAUUUUGCUUGCCGUGAUCAAUGUACCAAGACUG